Molecule: messenger RNA, 5083 nt
Organism: Bolinopsis microptera
Lineage: Eukaryota; Metazoa; Ctenophora; Tentaculata; Lobata; Bolinopsidae
Product: rho-associated protein kinase 2-like
Exons: 27
Coding region: 62-3820 (1252 amino acids)
Biological process (GO): Rho protein signal transduction; embryonic morphogenesis; regulation of cell junction assembly
Cellular component (GO): cytoskeleton; cytoplasm
Molecular function (GO): Rho-dependent protein serine/threonine kinase activity; ATP binding
Source: RefSeq, a predicted model, not a curated record
AAUCAUUUAUAGCCAUGAUCCGUUGAGCAGUUGAAAGAAGAAGGCCAGCUGGCCUCACAAGAUGUGUAGUACUAAUCCAGAGUUAGAAGAUGUAUUGGUUAACAACAAGCACAGAUUACACAUCGAAACUUUCUUGGAUUCUUUCUCUGCUAUCGCAUCAGAGCUCGAUAAUCCUGCUCUAAGACGAAACAAGAAUUUCAAGGCCUUCCUCAAACGAUAUGAGGAGCCUUUCGAAGAUCUUAAGGGAUUUAGGACCCGUUACAGUGAUUUUCAGAAAUGCAAAAUCAUUGGAAGAGGUGCCUUUGGCGAAGUGCAAGUGGUGAGGCACAGGGAGAAUAGGCAGAUCUAUGCCAUGAAGCUGCUCAGCAAAUCUGAAAUGCUCAAGAGAUCAGACACCGCGUAUUACUGGGAGGAGCGCGACAUCAUGGCCUUCUCGGAGAGCGAGUGGAUAAUCAAGUUAUUCUACGCGUUCCAAGACGCACGCUACCUCUACAUGGUGAUGGAGUACAUGCCGGGCGGCGAUCUUGUCAACCUCAUGUCUCAGUACGAGAUCUCGGAAAAAUGGGCCAAGUUUUACACGGCCGAGCUAAUUGCUGCGCUCAAUGUCGUACACGAACUGGGCUUCAUUCACAGGGAUGUCAAACCAGACAACAUGUUACUGGACGUCAGGGGUCACAUGAAGUUAGCUGAUUUUGGGACCUGUAUGAGGGUGGACGAGGACGGUCUUAUUAGAUCCAGCACUGCGGUGGGAACACCAGACUACAUCUCACCUGAGGUGCUCACCUCUCAAAAUGCGGAUGGAGUGUACGGUAAAGAAUGUGACUGGUGGAGCGUCGGAAUAUUUCUCUACGAAAUGAUGGUGGGAGAAUGUCCCUUUUUCUCUGAGUCCCUGGUCGGAACCUACUCCAACAUUAUGGACCAUGAGAAGACCCUGGCCUUCCCAGACGACGUUGUUAUGAGUCCGAGCUGUAUCGAUCUGAUCCGCAACUUGCUUACCAGCCGUGAGCACCGUCUGGGUCGAAUCGAUGUAAACGAGAUAAAACAGCACAGAUUCUUCAUCAAGAACAACUCUCAUUUUACCUGGGAGAACCUUCGAGAUUGUAACGCCCCUGUCGAGUUCUCCCUAGAGGGUGACGACGACACCCGUAACUUUGACGAUUUUGACGACGAGGAUGUUAACACGAACUUUGAAAACACGUCCGGGUUUAUCGGAAAUCACCUGCCCUUCGUUGGGUUCACGUAUAGGCACGACUACACGCCCUUUGCGGGCCAGACCGGAGGCGCGAGCACUGCCGAGGUUGCUAAAAUAGAAGAGGAAAUUGGUCAGUGGAGAAACAAGGCUAACGAAAAUCUUGCCAAGUAUAAUGAUGCACAAAGACAGCUGUUGAGGACGAAAGAUGCGCUGAUUGAAAUGGAGGCAGAAGCUAACAACACUAACAACGACCAACUUAUCGCAAAAUACGAAGUUCAGCUCGACACGAUGAAGCGGGAAAACGAUCAAGAUAAGGAAAUCAUCAAGAGAAUGAAGACUAAAAAUGAGGAGCUGCAGAAAACUAUCGUAGCUGCAAAAUCCGACAAUGAUAACGUAGCUGAAGCAAUGAAGCAGUUAAAGAGCAAGAUAGAUGAGCUAGACGCCACCAAGAACAAGCUAACUGAUGUUAGUGUGCAGAAGGACAACCUCCAGACCCAGUGGAACGAUGUUAAUCAGCAAUGUGCCAAGUUGAAAACAGCUAACCGCGACUUGGAGAAGGAAUUACAGACAGUCAAGGCAGCUAGAGCCGCCCUCGAGUCGACGAUAAAGAACAACAAGAAAAAGCUUCAGGAGCAGUACAACAACGUCCAGGUUGAAAAGGACAAAAACAUCGUACUGGAUGGUAAAAUCAAGGAGUUGGAGGACACGAAUGCAGAACUGAAGAUAAAAGAGGAGGAGUAUGCCAAGAAAAUAGUGUCUUUUGAAAGUCAUAUCAUUGAACUGAAGAAGGCCAAGGCAUCAGCUUCGUUAAGCGCAGCCGCAGCUUCCCAAGACAAUCAGAACAGUUUGAUGAAACAGUUCAGUGACCUGCAAAUCGAAUAUAAUGCUACUGAUAAGAAAUACAGGAUGGCACUUGAUGAGUUCAACAUCCUCAAGAAAAAGGAGGAAGAAACUAGAGAGAAGUCGCAAGAGCGCGAACAAAAGGUGAUAGAGCUGGAACAACUGUGCAAACGUAACGAAACAGAGAUUAGUCAACUCAAACACCACAACAACGAUCAGAAUGCUCUCGUUCUAACAAAGGAGGAGGAGAUUGCUAAACUGCAGCAGGAGCUCAAGGAAAUCAAGGAUGAGAAGAUAGAUAUUGACCACGAGCUGACGCGACUGACCACUGCUUUGGAUGAAGAGAAAACGAGGGGUAUGACCCUGACCACGGAGCUCGCCUCUAAAUCGUCUGAGUGCACCUCGAUGAAGGAGGAACGCGAUGGGGCUCUUCUGAAGUCUCAAGUUUCCUCUGACAAAAUAGAUUUGUUCGAGAGCCAGGUUCAAGAAUUGUUGAAGCAAAUCAAGGACAAGGAAAACGAGCUGACAUUGAUCGAGGAGCAACAAUCGACUGUGAUAAAAGAAAAGGACGCUAAGAUCACGAGCUUACAUCAGAAUAUAGAGGUGCUACAGAAUGACGUUUAUCUCAGAGAUCAACAACAAGUCGAGGUUAAAGAAGAGGAAGCGAAAAGAUCGUCCCAAGAAGUAGCUGCGGAUAUUGAGAAGAUGGCCAAAGAAAUGGCAGAUUUGAAGAAGAAACUUCAGAUGGAGAAGAUCAUCAAGGACGAAACGAUCAAGAAACUUGAGCAGGUUAUGCAAAAGCGUGUUCCAGAAGUGAAAGACAACUCGAAAAUAAAGCUAGAACGCCUGCAGAGGACUAACCGCCAGCUCAAACAGCAAAUAGAAAACCAUGAGGAAAAUGUCAAAACAAUCAAGAACAACAACGCUAAAGAGGUUGAGAAGGUUCACAAAGAGCUGGAUCAAGCAAACAAUAGGAAUAACGAGCUUAAAAACGUGCUCACUAGAAAGGAAACUGAGAUCUUGGAGCUCCAAAGGAAACUAUACGCUAUGUUAUCUGGGGACAAAGAAGAAUCUGGAAAGCCUGAAGAUGUGAAAAGGACUGUCCUUGAACCAAAUCUUGAAAGCUUCCUUUCAACCCCGAUUGGCAAGAAUCUGAAGAAAACGAACAACUGGAAACGAUCUCUGGCAGUUUGUACUCCGACUAAAAUAUUCCUGUACGACAGCGAGGCUGACAAAACGAACAAGGCUUUCUCUCUUGCUAUAGACAUAAACAAGGUAGACUCAGUGCGUCCCAUGGAACACGGGGAGUUGUGGCGGAUCAGCGCAAAAAACGUCCCUCGCCUUUUCAGGAUAUCAUUCUUCAGCGACGACAGAACGGCUGCCGACCUCGACGUUUCAGUAAGCGGCUCGUCAGGCAUAGAGUUUAACGGACACCACUUCAUGGCCCUGCCUAUCGCAGACCAUCAGAUGAACUGUGACAUGUGCAGCAGGAAGCUCAAGGGCCUCUUUAAGACAGAAGCUUACGAGUGUCAGAGGUGUCAGUACAAGGUACACAAGAAUCACGUAGAGCAAGAGGAGCGCAACCUUACGGCAUGUCAGAGCGGAGUGCGCGCACUUCUCCUUCUCGCAGAUGAUCCUAAAACUAAACAAUAUUGGGUGGAAAGGCUCAACAGAUAUGUUCCUAACGCCGCAGUGGCCACCUCUGUCGACUCUAAAGUCUCGCCCAGUAGAAGAUUACGACACGUCAGUAACAUUAUACAGGAGGUUCUCACAUCAAGGAUCACAUGAAAUAUUGAACGUUACCGCGGAAUAACUCCAGCGGUGAGCACAAGACCGGUAUAUUCAGGCGACACAGUGAGCGUCCUGCUGGUAAAAAUCGAAUUAAGAGCGGGUACUUGAGGAAUGCACUGACCCAAGACCGGGACCCUCUGUCCGCCGCCACCCUGGACACUACGAACGGGGACCCUGGCAGCUAGCGAUCUUCCCUACGCGCCCCGAGAGGGCCUUACUCUGCUUCUAGUUGACUGCUGUUUCUGUGGGCUGGCUCUGGUCUGAAGAAAAAGGAAGCCGCGCGGUGUCAAAACGUCCCUGUCAAAUUCUGAGUGUCACCAGAUACCACGAUACUUUCGUUACCUUAUCGUUUGGGUUUUAUUUAGAUUGUAUAAUGCUAAAAUUCUCGGCAAGCUGAUAUCACUAAUGUCACUCAACUUAACUGGACCCAAUGGUGCUGACGUUAUAUUCUGCUUGAUAUGUUUUAAGUAUUUAUUUCUUUGAUCAUUACUUCACUAGACUCGAUUAGCUUUUACUAAACAGUUGAUGGAUAUUAUUUAACCGCACGGUCCCUGAUCCUGUCAUUUCCUCUGUGAUGUCCACGUGUGGUUGGUCGUGUUUUUAAGAAGGGUUAUCGGACUGUUUUAUUGCCUGAUUGUUAUAUUAGGCGAGUUUUUUAGGGAUUGUGUAUAAUAUUAUUACCAGUCAAGUUUAUACCAACAGUUUUCGUUAAAUAUCAUAUUGCAUUGUGGUUACACACUCUGACGGCAUUAUAUAAUGAAAUAUGUAGUAUUAACCAUAAUUUGGCUUAAAGUUCAGUAACCAUGUGACAAAUUUUUUUGGACUGUACCAAAAAUUGUAUAUAAAUCUAUCUAUUUAUUAAUGCUUGUCAUUUGUAAAAACGCUGUAAAGAACGGAGCACAAGCGUGACAUAUAGAGAGAUAUGUAAAAUGAGAACUUUUUUCAUGUUCACAAGAUGAUUUAUCGCCAAUUUGCUGAUCUUUUAUUAACUUAAUGAAAAAGGAGAACGUAAUUUCACCAUACUCUAGAGCAAAGAGACGAUUCUGGGUGUUUUAAUACAUUAUGACAAUUUGUAGUGGGAUAUUUGAUUUUUAACAUUCUUCCCUGAUGUUGAUACUUUGGUUACCAAAAACCAUAAAAUAGCCGAUGGAUCUAGUGGUAACUUUUGUAUUUUUCAACGUAAAUUGACUUUUUGUACCGAGUUGUUAUGAUGUAAAUUUCUAUCAUUUUUAUAAAAUUAAGCAGAUUUCUUUGUCGAAA